Messenger RNA from Aureobasidium melanogenum CBS 110374, 1614 nucleotides. RefSeq lists its product as uncharacterized. The coding region runs from base 1 to 1614 and encodes 537 amino acids. The record is from RefSeq and is a predicted model, not a curated record. The transcript has a single exon. Lineage: Eukaryota; Fungi; Ascomycota; Dothideomycetes; Dothideales; Saccotheciaceae.
AUGGACUCAUUGCCCCCGGAGCUCCUAGCCAGGAUAAUUUCCCUGGUAGUCGUCAAACAAAAGCGACUGACCAAAUAUGCCACAAUAUCUCGAGCAUGGCAGCACGUAAUAGAAGAGCGCACAUUCUCGCAUUUGUCUUUCUCCAACGAUGAUCUGGACAAAGUCAAAUCAGUCGUCUUCGAGUCACCGUACGUACAUCGCCGUACAGCUCUUCGGCAUGUGGAUUACAGCAUCAAUCUUCCGGACUACGAUGAUAAUGCCUGCGGACGUUUUGAGAGAGAAGCAGACAGACAUAUCAAUGAUAAGGCCUUCAGUAAAGCUAUGGCCGAUUCCUUUUCCGCACUGGCGAACAUCGACGCUGGUGAUGGGUCCAGGCCUAUUCAUCUGAAUCUCCUACAUUUCUCUUCUGCUAUGGAUACGAAUCGCCGAGAUAAGGACAAAUUGAGAGCAGAUGAGAUGGCAAGAAGCAUAGGGAAACGACACGAUCUCUUUGAGCUUCGCUACCGGGAUUCGUAUCUCCAGCUACUUGAUCCCGAGAGUCUACCUCUAUUGCACAAUGUGACGUCCUUGACUAUCGACGGUGAUACAGCGCGCAAGCUAGCACCGGCAGUCACCGCUGGACUUAUAUCAAGACUGCCCAAUCUUGAUACUACCGACUGUACGUUCUGGGACAUGGAGAGACGACGACCAGAUCAGCGCAGGCAACUGCGUUCAAAAUUUUCUAAGCAAUUGACAGAACUGACUCCUCCCAAGAGUCUUCGAGUGUUUGAUUUGAAGAUGAUCAGCAGAGAACCCGCCAACACAAGGUUCUUCUCUGGAGACGUCCGCGGUGGUUUCUAUCCACUCAAUGUUGAUGACCUAUCCGCUUCGUUACGGUUGUUCUCACAGUCAGCGCCUUGUUUGACUAGUCUCGAGCUGAGUGGUCCUAUUUCCGUGGGGGCAGAUCUGUUCUGGCCAUCAGAAGAGACCAAAAAAGAUGCCGAGCAGCAAUGGCGAAAGCUUAAAGUAUUCACCGUCGAGCUCAGUGCAGUCAGGCCCGAUGGCGGCUGGUACACAGAGCUGGAUCCCAACCGUGACACAGAGUCUUCCGAUGAAGAAGAAGACGAAGAUAACGAAUAUAUGGACGAUUCCUCCGAUAUCGUCCACAAUGGCACCUAUAGUGAGUCAGCGUCAUCAUCAGACUACGACUCUGACGACUCCUUCUUCGCCAUGGACCAAUUACCACCAGACUCUUACGGCUACCCUGAUGAGAAACGCGACGCCCGUCUCAAUGGUGAUGAGCCUUCUACUUCGAACUUCCGCACAAAGCCUACUCCAGAGCUCGAGACAUUCUUCCUAUCAGCAGCCCGCGCAGCUUCACAUAUGCCCGCACUGAGAGUCAUGAGUGUCAGUCACAAAAUUCGUCCCAGUGGGAGAACGGGGAGAAGAUUCCAGCAAUUGGGUUUCCGGUAUAUGGCUGCUGGUACUAAGUAUCCAGGUGAUGGAGCCGAGACGAGAGAAGUGAGACGGCUGUAUUGGAACGUUCAUCGUGGUUGGCGUAUGAACCAAGAGCUGGAGUCGCAGUGGAGGUUACUUCUGGGUGAUGAUGGCAUCGUGAAGUAUAAUGAGUGGUAG